Amphibalanus amphitrite is the source of this 4646-nucleotide messenger RNA. RefSeq names its product toll-like receptor 6. Gene Ontology annotation, biological process: signal transduction. Gene Ontology annotation, molecular function: protein binding. The transcript has 2 exons. The record is from RefSeq and is a predicted model, not a curated record. Bases 65 to 4177 code for a protein of 1370 amino acids. NCBI's taxonomy places the organism in Eukaryota, Metazoa, Arthropoda, Thecostraca, Balanomorpha, Balanidae.
GUGUCGGCUGUCAGAGGGUGGUGUGCGUCUACUCGGUGAUGAGACGGCCGCGGCGACGGACACGAUGCGCGGCGUCCGGACAGUGAUCUGCGCGCUGCUGCUGGCCACAGCGACCGCCGGCGAGCGGUGCGAGCCGCUGCCCGGGCCGGCCGCGCGCUGUCACCUCACCACGCUCGACGCCGGGCCGCUGAACGUGACACGGCCCGGGUCGCUGCGCCGACUCGAGCUCGUCUGCUCAGACACCACACACGUGAGCAGGGACUUCUCGGUGGCUCUGGGCAGCGCGUUCACAGAGCUCCGGGAGCUGAGUGUGACACAAUGUGCUCUGGGACUGCUCCGGCGAGGUGUGUUCCACCGUUUGCGACGGCUGCAGACUCUCCGUCUGAGAACAUUCAGUCGCGACUGGACUGCGGCCGAGAUGCGGCUCGAGCGGGGCUGUUUCGACGGCCUCGUGCACCUGGAGACGCUCGACCUCAGUGAGAACAACAUGUGGUCGCUGGAGCGGGGUGUGUUCGAGGACCUCACCUCGCUGAAGGUGCUGAACCUCAGCGGCAACAGUUUCCAGGACCUGACGGAGCUCCGGGAGACCGGGGUCAACGACGGACUCCAUAUGCUGGACGUGUCUCACAACAGUCUGAUGGAGCUGUCGGCCGCCGGGCUGCGGGCGUUCCCCGGCCUUCGGGAGCUGCGGGCGGGCCACAACCAGCUGGCGGUGAUCCGGGACGGCGCGCUCAGGGACCUCCGCCGUCUGCAGAAACUGGACGUGUCAGACAACAGGCUGGUCGCCCUGCCCGCCAUGAUGCUGAACGAGACGCGACUUCUUCGCGAGCUGCAUGUCCAGAAUAACAGCAUCCGUGUGCUGCCGCCAAGUCUGCUGUCGGACCUGCCACAGCUACAGACGGUAAACAUGUCGGCUAACAACCUCAGCUCGGAGUGGAUUCGGAAGGACACCUUCGCCGGCCUGCUGCGGCUGAUCGUGCUGGACCUGUCCUCCAAUCACUUAGACGCGCUCAGCGUGGACGUGUUCCAGGACCUGACCAGCCUCCAGUCGCUGGACCUCAGUGAGAACCUGCUGGAGACGCUGCCGGACGGCGUGUUCGGCUCCCUCAGCAACCUGCACACGCUGAGACUCUCCGACAACCUGCUGCGACACCUCGGGCGCCGCACGCUGGUGGGGCUGCACGUCCUCAGCGCCCUGCGGUUGGACGGCAACCGGCUGGCGCAGCUGGACGAGCUGACCUUCGCAAAUGUCACCGGCGUGCAGAGCGUGCGUUUGGACAGGAACGAGCUCCUGACGGUGCCGGCAGCGCUGUCCCGUCUCACGUUCCUCGCGCGCCUGGACCUGGGCGACAACUUCAUCUCAGAACUACCUGCUGGAGCUUUCAGCACCCUCCGUCAGCUGAGCGCGCUUCGUCUGGCUGGAAACCAGCUGGUGAAUGUGUCAGCGCGCGCUCUGUCCGGCCCUGUGGCGCUCAGCGUGCUGGAUCUAUCGCGGAACCGGCUCACCCUCAUGGAGAGCGGCGCUCUGGAUGAGCUCAGGGAGCUCAGGGUGGUGCGGAUCGACGCCAACCGUCUGACGAGCAUCAACGGCCUCUUCGCCAAGCUGCCGCAGCUGCUGUGGCUGAACGCCAGCGAUAACCGGGUCGAGUUCUUCGACUACGCGCUGGUCCCGACCGGGCUGCGCUGGCUCGACCUGCACCGCAACCAGAUCCGCGAGAUCGGCAACUUCUACCGGCUGGAGAGCAAGAUGGAGCUGCGCACGAUCGACCUCAGCCACAACCAGGUGUCGCACCUCGGCCGCUCGGCAGUGCCGGACGCCAUCGAGUACUUCAUCCUCGCCGGCAACCGGCUGGAGACGGUGGAGCCGGGCACAUUCGAGGCCAAGCGGCGCCUGGUGCGGGUCGAUCUGUCGGCCAACCAGCUGAGCCAGCUGGACGCCCAGGCAGUCCGUCUGCCGGACGACCACGGGGACCGGCCUGCCGACCUCCUGCUGGGAGGGAACCCGCUGCUGUGCGACUGCAGCAUGGACUGGGUGCUGACGAUGGCGACGGCCACCUCCGCCGGACACCAGUACCGGGUGCUGGACGCCGACCGGAUCAUGUGCCGCCUGCUGCACUCGCCGGUCGGCCUGGUGCCCCUGCUGGAGACCAAGCCGACCGACUUCCUCUGCACCUACGAGCGCCACUGCUUCGCCCUCUGCCACUGCUGCAACUACGUCGCCUGCGACUGCGAGAUGAAGUGUCCCGACGGCUGCACGUGCUACCACGACCACACGUGGAACACCAACAUGGUGGAGUGCAGUGGUCGAGAGCAGCUGGCCAUCUCGCGCGAGAUUCCCAUGGACGCCACUGCCGUGUUCGCCGCCGGAAAUAACAUCCACAGCCUUGAGAGCCACACCUUCAUCGGCAGAAAACGCAUCCGACAACUGUACGUCAACAACUCCAACGUCGAGGAGAUCCGUAACCGCAGUCUGAACGGCCUCUCGGCGCUGCAGGUCCUCCGACUCGAGGACAACCUUCUCCCGGAGCUGCAGGGCUACGAGUUCGACAGUCUCGUCGCGCUCCGUGAGCUGUACCUGCACAACAACCGUCUCCGUCGUAUCCACCCGGCCACGUUUUCGCGACUGCGUGCGCUGGAGGUACUCACGCUCCACGGGAACCUGCUGGUCAGUUUCCCGGCGUGGCGACUCUCCAGCCCCUACCUGGUGGAGCUCACGCUCGCCUCGAACCCGUGGUCGUGCGAGUGCGAGGUGGCCGAGCCGCUGGCCGCGUACGUGCGCGACCACCGCGCCAAGAUCGUCGACGCCGACGACAUUCAGUGCGAGUACGUGUCGUCGUGGCCGCGCUGCGCCCGCGGCGGACUGGCGGCCGCGCCGGCGGGCGCCGACUCCCCGGUGCGGCGGGGCGGUUCAGAGCGCGGCGUGCCGCUCCUGGCCGUGCUGGGAGGCACCGCGCUCGUGGUGGCCGCUGUGGUGGCAGCGCUGGUGUUCCGGUUCCGUGGCCGGCUCUGCGGUGCCGGAGGGGGUGGGGCCGGCACCGAGCCGCCCGCCAAAGCGUCCCUCGCAGCGGCGACCACCACCGUGACCAGUGACGCCGAGAAAGAGUACGACGUGUUUGUGACGUACAGCGCACAGGACUCGCGAUUCGUCAACGAGGUGCUGGCGCCCGAGCUGGAGCACUCGACGCCCUCGUGCCGUCUGUGUCUGCUGCGCCGCGACGCGCCCAGCACCGGGUACCUGGGCGACGCCGUGCAUCACUGCGUGCGCUCCUCGCGGCGCACACUUCUGCUGGUGUCGCGCGGCUUCCUCGACCACGAGUGGUGCCGCUUCGACUUCAAGACGCCGCACGUUGAGGCGCUGCACGGCUCGCGCGCCGUAGUCGGCGUUCUAGUGGGCGUCGAGCGCCACCACAUGGACGCCGACCUGCGCAGCCUGCUGCGGCCCUCCGACUGCGUCCGGUACGGGGGACCCGACUUCUGGCGCCGCCUGCGGGCGCUGCUGCCCACCGGCCACGGCCUGAAGGCGCUCUACGGUCUGGGGCCGCCGCCGGCGUCACCCCAGCCGCCACCGCCACCGCCGCCGCCGGCGCCGGGCGAGUCGCCCUCGCCGACGUGCUCGACGGUGGUCUCCGAGGACCGGUCGGUGGGCCCGCUGCACGGCCGCUCCGACUCCAGCCACGCACUCGUCUACAGCGCGCAGGCGCCGCACAACACGAGCUACAGCAGCCUGCGGCCCAGCGAGCACACCUACAUGACCAUCGACCACUACCACUCGCUGCGACGGCCGUCGGCGCCCACCGAGUCGGAGCUCUACUGCACCCUGGAGCCGGAGCUGCAGCCGCAGAUGCCGUCCGACCCGCACCAUCCGGCCAACCAGGGUCAGUUGACCUCCCCGGGGCACCUGACCCACCCAGGUCACCCGACUGACCCGCGUCAGACGCUGUACUCGGCGCGGACCGGUCAGCUGUACCACCGGGGAUCGCAGGGUCACCCCUCACAGCAGGGAUAUCAGGCACACCCCUCACAGCAGGGCUACCAGGGGCUGCAGGCCCACCCUUCGCAGCAGGGCUACCCGGGACACAGGGGCCACGUGACCCUGCAGGCCGACCACACGGGUCACCAGAGUCAGCUGUCCAGUCAGCAACACCGCAGCACACCGACUCACUCGCUCUGGGUGUAACACUUUAGAAACAAUAGCCCCCGUACCGGUAACACUACACGGCCGUCUGACGGGGGCGGGCCGGACAGAGGGACCCACUUUCGGGGCUCGGUGCCCGCGCCCCAUGACGUGUCGGCGCGGCGGCGGCCGGCCGGCACCGUUCGGGCCACUCUCAUCGGUAUGCGGGCCGGCCGCUGCCGGCGAAGGUCACUGGCCCUGUGACCCAGCGGGCAUCCCUUUCAGAGGCUGCAGCCGCCGCUGCGGCUCCUUCAGCCGUCUCUCUCCUCACUCUCGGUCGUCCGUCUGUCUCCGAACGCUCCUCGGCGAGCGAUGGUCCUGUCCGACCGGGCCCAGUGAUUCUGCGCGCGUCUGUCUGUGUCAGCGCACGCGCGCUGUGUGUGUGGGAAUGAUUGUACAUACGAGAUAAAAUCGCUUAUUUUGUUAUUCUAGUCAUAUCGUCCGACUGUAAUACAUUGUCGAUGCUACGCUU